Molecule: messenger RNA, 1729 nt
Organism: Sipha flava (yellow sugarcane aphid)
Lineage: Eukaryota; Metazoa; Arthropoda; Insecta; Hemiptera; Aphididae
Gene: PpD3
Product: serine/threonine-protein phosphatase 5
Exons: 1
Coding region: 160-1641 (493 amino acids)
Cellular component (GO): nucleus; cytosol
Molecular function (GO): protein serine/threonine phosphatase activity; protein binding
Source: RefSeq, a predicted model, not a curated record
UAAUUUUAUUCUUGCUUAAAAUAAGUAAUUACCAAUUGUCACAUUACCAAGUUAACGUUUGUUCGUAAUAUUUUUUUAAUUUAUUAAAUCUCAUUAUUUGAUUUUUAAUUGUUAAUUUGUUCCUUUUAAUUUUAUUGCUUGUAUUUGAGUGUUAUUGCAAUGAACGGCGAGUGCAAGUUGGAUUACCGCGAAGCGGAUAUUACCCAUGCUGAACGAAUGAAAGAAGAAGCGAAUAUUCAUUUUUCUGCUAAACGUUAUGCUGAAGCUAUUGAUUGUUACUCUAAAGCUAUUACAAUGUGUGAAAGUUCAUCUACAAAACCGCAAAACUUUGCGGCUUAUUAUGCAAAUCGUAGCUUUGCUCAUUCCAAGACUGAAGCAUACGGUUACGCCUUAGCUGAUGCAUCUAAAGCUAUACAACUUGAUCCCAAAUACUUAAAAGGAUAUUAUCGAAGAGCAACAGCGUACAUGUCACUUGGUAAAUUUAAGGAAGCAUUGAGAGAUUAUGAAGUGGUUGUAAAGGCGUUACCCAACGACAAGGAUGCUAAUCGUAAAUAUACGGAAUGUAAUAAAAUGGUUAAAAGACUGGCCUUUGAAAAAGCUAUAUCUGUAGAAGACUCUAAAAGCGUUUCAGAACAAAUAGAUAUUGAAUCUAUGUCCAUUGAAGAUGAUUAUAAUGGUCCAUGUUUAGAGAAUGAUAAAGUCACUCUAGAUUUCAUGAAGGAACUUAUUAAAACUUACAGAGAACAGGGUAAGUUACAUAAAAAAUAUGCCUACAAAAUAUUGUUAGAUGUUAAAAAAUAUUUAGAAAAACAACCUACUCUCGUUCAUAUAAACAUUAAGGCUGAUGAGAAAUUUACUGUGUGUGGCGAUAUUCAUGGUCAAUAUUAUGAUUUAUUGAAUAUAUUUGAAUUGAAUGGAUUACCUUCAGACACAAAUCCAUAUUUGUUCAAUGGUGAUUUUGUUGAUCGAGGAUCAUUUUCAGUUGAAUGUAUUUUUACUUUGUUUGGAUUUAAACUUCUUUUCCCUGAUAAAUUCUUUAUGUCUCGUGGAAACCAUGAAAGUGUAACUAUGAAUAGAAUGUAUGGAUUUGAAGGUGAAGUUAAGUCUAAAUAUUCAGUUGAAAUGGCUAACCUCUUUACAGAAGUAUAUAAUUGGCUUCCACUUGCACAUUGCAUCAACAAACGUGUCUUAGUUAUGCAUGGUGGUUUGUUUUCAAAAGAUGAUGUUACAUUGAAAGAUAUUGAAAAUAUUUACCGAAAUAGGCAACCACCAGAAGAAGGACUAAUGUGUGAUAUAUUAUGGUCAGAUCCUCAAGACGCUCCAGGACGUUCUUCGAGUAAACGUGGUGUUGGAGUACAAUUUGGGCCAGAUGUCACCAAAAAAUUUAUCGAACUGAACAACUUGGAUUACAUUAUUCGUAGUCAUGAAGUUAAAGCUAACGGGUAUGAAGAAGCACAUGAUUCCAAAUGUAUAACUGUGUUUUCUGCUCCAAAUUAUUGUGAUACAAUGGGUAACAAAGGAGCUUUUAUCACACUUGAAGGACAUUGUCUUAAGCCAAAGUUUACUACUUAUACAGCUGUACCACAUCCACCAGUGAAGCCUUUAAUGUAUGCAAACUCUUUAGUAAACUUGUUUUGUUAGCCAAAUGAAAUUUUUUUUGUAAUUUAUAUACAAGUUAUUCUUGUUGAUUUGUUUGCCUUACACAAAAUAAAAUACAUUUUUGUAAUUA